AUGGCGACAGGCACGGCUUCCGAGAUCCCGCGGCAGGCGACCCGCGAGGAGAUGCGUGAUGCCAAACUCCCCAUGGCGUACCGCGACAGCUGCGGCCACCUCUUGAUCCCCCUCAACCGCUGUCGUCAGGACACAUACUACCUUCCCUGGAAGUGCAACGACGAGAGACACAGCUACGAAAAGUGCCAGUACGUCGAGUUCAAGAAGCGGGUGGCCAAGAUGGACGAGCUCAGAGAGGCCAAGGGAGGUGCGCGGAGUAACUAG
Molecule: messenger RNA, 264 nt
Organism: Podospora anserina S mat+
Lineage: Eukaryota; Fungi; Ascomycota; Sordariomycetes; Sordariales; Podosporaceae
Exons: 3
Coding region: 1-264 (87 amino acids)
Cellular component (GO): mitochondrion
Source: RefSeq, a predicted model, not a curated record